CACCAACACACACACACAAACAGACACCUGUACACACACACAGACAUGUACAUACACACACACAUACACACACAAAAACAUGUACACACAUGCACAGAGACAUGUACACACACACAUACAGACACAUGUAUACACACACAGGCACGUACAGACACACAGACACAUGUGCAUACACACAGACACAUGUACAUACAUACAGAGACACAUGUACACACAGACACAUGUAUGUACAUAAACACACACACACACACACACACGUACAUGUACACACACACAGACACAUGUACAGAUACACACAUGUACAUACACAUGUACAACUGUACAUGCAUACACAGACACACACAAUUACACACACAUGUACACGUACACACACACCACCCCCUCCCCAUAAAAAGUUGCAGUAUUUUGUUGUUCACUCACAGAGCUGUGUACUGCACUCUAGGGGGAGGCAGAGAGCACAGCACACAGUCUUUGCUUUCACUGCGCUCAGCUAUUGAGCAGUCUGACGGCUCACAGUGCCAAUGACAAAUCCGGCCUGAGCUCUGAGCCUGCUCAGUAAGACGGCCCUGGGGGACACACUCGCCCCCACCAUAAUUUCCUCUCGCCAUUGGCGAGCAGGCGAGUGGAAAUUUCAAGC
This is a messenger RNA of Staurois parvus, 637 nucleotides long. Lineage: Eukaryota; Metazoa; Chordata; Amphibia; Anura; Ranidae. The record is from the annotation of a GenBank genome assembly.